Fukomys damarensis (Damara mole-rat) is the source of this 2263-nucleotide messenger RNA. RefSeq names its product impact RWD domain protein (gene Impact). The record is from RefSeq and is a predicted model, not a curated record. The transcript has 12 exons. Gene Ontology annotation, cellular component: cytoplasm. Gene Ontology annotation, biological process: regulation of translational initiation. Gene Ontology annotation, molecular function: protein binding. NCBI's taxonomy places the organism in Eukaryota, Metazoa, Chordata, Mammalia, Rodentia, Bathyergidae. The coding region runs from base 1 to 1290 and encodes 429 amino acids.
AUGAAGCCAAGUCCGAGGCUGUGGGCUGCGGUCCAGUCCAAGUCCCUAUGGGGUCGCAGUGGGGAGCGGAAGCCCCCAGCCUCCGCGAAUUCCCAGACGACAGAGCUGAGAAGGCCUCCUGAAGACCCCCGGGCUUCCCUUGGGUCACUGGCUCGCUGCAGGGAGCGGGCAGGCGCCAGGUCCGGGGAGGGCGGCCCUAAAGCGAAGACCCAGAGUCGCAAGCCGGUCACCAACUCAGACCCUGGAGUUCCCCGCGCCCACCGAAUGUCACAGCCUUCGUGGUUUUCAACCUGCUCCUGGGCUUGGUUCACGUGGGCGCUCAUGUGGCUUUUCCUGCGGGGCCACGAGGACAAAAUGAGAUAUUGUCAAAAUGAAGAAAUUGAAGCACUGGCAGCCAUUUAUGGGGAAGAAUGGUGUGUUGUUGAUGAACGGGCCAGAGUGUUUUGUAUUAGAGUUAGCGAUGACAAAGAUCAUCCUAAAUGGACAAUUUGCUUGCAGGUGAUGCUGCCGAAUGAAUACCCAGCUAUAGCUCCACCUAUUUAUCAGUUGAAUGCUCCUUGGCUUAGAGGGCAAGAACGUGUGAAUAUAUCCAACAGUCUUGAGGAAAUAUAUAUAGAGAAUAUUGGUGAAAGUAUUCUUUACCUGUGGGUGGAGAAAAUAAGAGAUACUCUAAUGCGAAAAUCUCAGCUGGCAGAACCAGGCCCGGUUGUACAGAAGAAAACUGACGAGGAGGACGUUGAAUGUGAAGAUGAUUUCUUUUUAGAAUAUGACCCAGAAAAUCCAUAUAAAGCAUUUGAUUAUGACUUCAGUGAAAAUCAACCAGAAAUAGAAGAAUUACCUCCAAUUGAUCAUGGCAUUCCUAUUACAGACCGAAGAAGUACUUUUCAGGCACACUUGGCUCCAGUAGUUUGUCCUAAACAGGUGAAAAUGGUUCUUGCCAAGUUGUAUGAGAAUAAGAAAGUAGCUAGUGCUACUCACAACAUCUAUGCGUAUAGAAUAUACUGUGAGGGUAAACAGACCUUCUUGCAGGACUGUGAGGAUGACGGGGAGACAGCAGCUGGUGGACGUCUUCUCCAUCUCAUGGAGAUUUUGAAUGUGAAGAAUGUCAUGGUGGUAGUGUCACGUUGGUAUGGAGGAAUUCUGCUAGGACCAGAUCGCUUCAAACAUAUCAACAAUUGUGCCAGAAACAUACUAGUGGAAAAGAACUACACAAGUUCACCUGAGGAAUCAUCUAAGGGUUUGGGAAAGAACAAAAAAGUAAAAAAGGACAAGAAGAGGAGUGAACAUUAAUACUUGAAACUCCGCUGAAGGUUACUCUCCCUAUAAUUACGUACACAUUCUGUAGUCAUCAAGGAAUACACUGCAGAGAGUGUAUCCUUGACUGCUCCACUCAGCCAGUUCAUCGUGGACACCAGCAUUAUCCCAUCAUCUGCCAAAAAUAGAGAAGUUAUGAUAUAUUCAUAUGUGUUGCGGGCUUAUUUGAGAAAAACCAAUUUGAACGUGGUCAUUAUUUCAUCCAAUUUUAGGAAGGUAGCAGUUGCCCAGGGGCAGUACCUGAAUUAACUGUCCUUUUCAGUACAUGCCAAGUGCCUUUGUUAGGUGGGGAAAAAGUGUCUCCUGAGGAAGAUAAGUACCUGAUUUUUUGUCACAGAGAAUCUCAUACUGCUAAAUGAAUAUUGCCUUUUACUGCUCUUUAUAGCUUAUUGGAAUAGGAGCUCAUUAGAGAUUGAUCUUGGAGAGUUUUUUCUUGUGAUUUUAGUUCAUAAAUAUGUCACUUCUCACUUUAUAGUGUUCAUCACUGAGUAAUAGAGGAAGUAAAAAUCCAAGAGUGGAAAUCCAUUUGCAGUUCUGUGCUGAGCCUGUAAUUCAUCUGCUAUGUUUGUUAGUCUAAGUGUUAUGCCUCAGUUUCUGUCACAAAUCGGUGAUUAUGAAAUAGCCAAAAGUGGUUUUCUAGUCUCUGGCUUUUUUUGUUUAAUUCUUGUAAAGUAGAACAGUGAAUAUGAAGUUAUCAGUAGGCUUCUUCCACCCCUGAAGUGUGUUCAUGUAAUAUUCUGGUCUCUUGUAACAACCUGAAGUACUUUUCUUGUGAUUGUUGUUGAGGCAUUAGAACAUAGCUCUGGUUAAUGGGACAUUUGUAGAGGUGGCAGAAUGACACUGGUAUUGGACAAGAGUUUGUUGGCUGGCUUCCUCUAGUCUGUAAUUUUGAAGAGAAGAAAAAGAGCACAUUUUUUGAUCAGUUGAUAUCUUUUUUGUUUUGUUUUGU